AUGCACGACGGCGACACGGCGCCCAGAGCGUGGUCACCCCCGAGGCAGGAGCAGACAGGCGCCUGUUCGGUUUCGGACGGCGCCGAGCGCCUCCGGCUGCUGGUCAGCCCGGGUGGAACAGGCGGCGGCGGCUCCACGGGGCACCACUCUGUCCCCGACCAGCGCUGCGACACCAUGCGGCCAUCCGCGCUGCAGCUGACGCUUUGUCUGUUGGCCGUCGCUCUUGGCGGUGACGUGCCGCAGGAUCCGAGCGGCCGACGCGAUGGCUUGUUCGUGUGGCCGCUGCUAAGGAUUACAAAAACCGAGACGAGCACGCACACAAGCGUCACUGUCGUGCCCAAUCAAUGCCUGCUUCCAGGCACGGUAGAUCUGUGUGUAGGAAGACGGAAAAGAAGAUCUCACGCCGUAAUUCCAAAGGUGGAACCACUGGACGCAACUCAGCAGCUGGAUCCUGUGGCGCUUGAGAGUUCUAUGAGGCAACAGGAAUUCGUCACAACACUGGAUCACCCCAUGGGGCUACACGAGGACACCGGCUCGCUAAUUGACGACCAGCAAACACUUGCAGAAGCCGGUGGAAACGACCCUCGUUUUCUUGUCUACACGCGAACGGUUCACAAGACGAUAUUGAGUACUUCGACAAAUGCCAACCUCAUCGAAGAAUUGAAUGUGCUCUGCAUCCCAGUAGCCCUCGCGCAGUCGCUUCCGCUCUGCUAAGAGAAGAUCACAUGACGAAAGUCAUUGGCAGCAACGUUGUGGUUGAAAAGCGUCGACAGGCAAGUGUUAAACUGACAUGGCGCCUCGGGCUUUGGCACAAGAAAGCAUUUCAGAAAGAACGUUCAUGGUCUGGGAGGUCAGCAUAAAUAUUCACCGAGCAUGCAUUGGCAUCAUUCUUUGUAUGCCACGUGUGGAAACAUGCUACGAUGAGCCGUAUUGCUAUUUGUGUUGAUAGCGUUCCUUCGAGAACAUGUAAAACCCCCAAUCUUCAUAGGCGUGGGUCUCAACAAUGCUAGUUGCAACGAGAGCUUUUAAUUAUUUCUGUAGCUGCCAUCCACCGCUGCUGCAAUAUCAUAUUGCGUUGAAUGCGACUUUGGAAAAUACUUUGCACCCAUAUAUAUAUAUAUAUAUAUAUAUAUAUAUAUAUAUAUAUAUAUAUAUCCUGUCGAGUGUUAAGUGAAAUUUAACAAAAGCUUGCACAGGAAGUAGCUGCAUAGGACUAGCAGACUUGUUUGAAUGCGUUCUAACUGUUAUUGUUACCGUUUUGGGUGAUGGGUGCGCUGCGGUUGUUUGUCCGCCAUCGCCCUCUGAUGCAGUGAAAUAAACGUUGAAGACUGUAACUGA
This is a messenger RNA of Pollicipes pollicipes, 1338 nucleotides long. RefSeq lists its product as uncharacterized. The coding region runs from base 1 to 714 and encodes 237 amino acids. The transcript is spliced from 6 exons. Lineage: Eukaryota; Metazoa; Arthropoda; Thecostraca; Pollicipedomorpha; Pollicipedidae. The record is from RefSeq and is a predicted model, not a curated record.